Lachancea meyersii CBS 8951 is the source of this 966-nucleotide messenger RNA. NCBI's taxonomy places the organism in Eukaryota, Fungi, Ascomycota, Saccharomycetes, Saccharomycetales, Saccharomycetaceae. The record is from the annotation of a GenBank genome assembly.
AUGUCUUUUCAAAACCAGUUUGUUGUAGCGUCCUGGAAGAACCAGCUCAUACCGCAGCAGUUGACCAAUAAUGUCUUUUUCGGGCCACUAAACGCUUUGUCACAGCUGAGAUUUUUGCAAGCCAACAAUAUCAAGUUUUUCGUCGCAGUAGGGAUCCCCACGGCUCGCGUAGCCCAAUAUUGUCAGUCGCUUCCCUCAGAACAGUGUCUAGUGGUAAACUUCGAUCCAAAUUUCGAUCCAAAUUUCGAUCCAAACUCCGAUCAAAAGACUCCCGGAAAUCAGCAACCUCAAGAUGUGGUCUCCCAAUACUGUAGAACCCAGUCUGCAAGUCUCAGACUUGUAACGGCCGAAGUAAGUGCCCAGACCGAGACUAACUACAAUUCUGAUCGCGGACUGACACCGCAGCCAGAAUUAGAGCAGCUUUUAUACCACAGCGCGGGUAUUUACGAACGCAACGUGAUAACGGCACAAGGAAUUGAUGUGUUCGAGGCCUUUAACGAUCUGCUUAAGAUCUUCAAGCUGUCGAAUGCCGGAAAUGUACUGGUAUUCUCGUCUAGCGGCAACGAAAGCGACUUGUCUUCACUGCUUGUCUCUCACAUUCUGCAUACCAAUUCCCAAGCUAGUGUUUGCGAGGCUCUUCAAUAUGUGAGAUCCCUGCGCCCUACCAUCGCGCAAACUGGGCUCGACUUUUCGACGUCUUUCCCAAGUCUAGCACAAUUUGCAGAAAGACUUCGUUCUAAACACAUUCUGCAAGAAGAUUAUCCCGAUGCUAGAGUUGGAGGUCUCUCUCUCAAUGCGACAUCUCUCGCCACAAAGAGGAGGAAUAUGCCUUCAUCUGAUGAAGAAGAAGAAGAAGACGCAGAAGAUGACAAUGCUUCCGCGAAUCUAUCAUUCGCCAGCCUCCAGUCAGAAAGAGCUGCGGCGGGGACACCGAAGGCCCGGAAAAUAGCCGAUCGGCCAUUUUGA